This is a messenger RNA of Lolium perenne, 826 nucleotides long. RefSeq names its product auxin-responsive protein SAUR36. Lineage: Eukaryota; Viridiplantae; Streptophyta; Magnoliopsida; Poales; Poaceae. Gene Ontology annotation, biological process: response to auxin. The record is from RefSeq and is a predicted model, not a curated record.
AGAUGUCCUUCCCCUCGCCUAUAAAUUCAGCAAACAGCUAGCUCAACACAAUCACUCAAUCAGCUCAUCCACAAACUGAGCAUUCAAACAUCCAUAGCUCACUUCCUCAAAUUCCAGCUGAAAACACAAAGACCGAGAACCGACCAUGGCCGGCGCCAAGAGACUUGCUCAAUUGGCAAAGAAGUGGCAAAGGGUGGAAGCACUUGGAAGGAAGAGGCUCGCAGUGUCAGCCAAGGAAGAUGAAGGUUGCUGCACUUCUGUACCAACCAAGGGCCACUGCAUCAUGUACACGGCCGAUGGGAGGCGUUUCGAGGUCCCUUUGGUGUACCUCAGCACAACGCUUUUCGGCGAGCUCCUCAAGAUGUCUCAGGAGGAGUUUGGCUUUGCAAGCCAUGGCAAGAUCACACUGCCUUGUGAUGCUGCAGUCCUGGAGUAUGUCAUGAGCUUGCUCAGGAAAAAUGCCUCCCCUAAUGUCAAGAAUGCCCUGCUAAGCUCUAUGGUGACAUUUUGCCACUACACCGGCAGUGUGGUGCCGGCUGUUGGAGCCAGCCAACAAAUUUUCUGUUUGUAGCUUCUGAAGAACAUGCAGAAUUACAGACCCUGAUUCUCUCUUCAAUUUUGUGUAGUUUUCUGGAUAGUGUAAGAUAGUUAGAUAACAGACAACAGGAGAAGGAAAAUUGCAUGUAAAGCAAUGUGAUCAUCAAAGCAACAAAGCAGUAUUAUUUUGGCCAACCAGAAGUUGCUGGCUUGCAGCCAUUCUUCUCUUACAUUUGAGUUCGCAUGAUACAACUGUGCAAAGGAGCAACAAUGGUUGUGACUAUUUUUA